This is a messenger RNA of Closterium sp. Yama58-4, 3021 nucleotides long. The record is from the annotation of a GenBank genome assembly. NCBI's taxonomy places the organism in Eukaryota, Viridiplantae, Streptophyta, Zygnematophyceae, Desmidiales, Closteriaceae.
AUGGAGGAACCUCCGGCUAAUGGCCGUGACAUGUAUGACAUUAUACUGGAGAACUUCGACGUCGAGUUUGAACCCGAAGAGGGGCCUACUACCAAUGACAACGCUGCCAUUGAGGAGGGUAACUGGUACUCCUCGCGGGAUCAUUGCCUCUAUGCUUUGCUUGAUGCUGCGGUGACUCAUAAAUACGGUUUCUACAUGAAGUCUACCAGGAAGGCAUCGGCGCUAGCAUUGUGCAAGAGUCAGAAGCUUGGGUUGGACCCCCCUUGUCCAUGGCGGUGCAGCUACGCGCGUCUCCAGCGGAACGGACCGUGGCGAAUCGUGGAGCUGUCCGAUCCCGCAGAGCACACAUGCGACCGCCGCAUGCGGGCCCGGUGGUGGCCGGAGCGCAUUCGGCGGAUCGACAGAGGAGCAACCGUGGAGCUUCUGACGUACAACCACGAAUUUCUCCGCUUCUUCAUGGCGCCGAGUGCAACACGCGAAGCGCUGAAGACCUGCAGGCCUGUCAUCGCAAUGGACGGGACGUUCCUGAUCCGUGCUCAAAAGGCUACCCUGCUGUACGCCAACGCGAUGGACGACAAUCAGCAGAUCAUCCCCAUCGCGUGGGCCCUCGUAGAGAGCGAAACCAAGGACACAUGGACGUGGUUUUGCCGUCUCUUUGACAAGCACUGCUCCGUCUGGAAGGGACGGGACGACGCGGCCAUCAUCAGUGACCGGGACAAAGGUCUCAUCCCGGCGGUGAAGGAAGUGUUCCCUGAGACUCCGCACUACUUUUGUGGGUGGCACAUGCAGCAGAACGUGAAGCGGUUCGGGAAGACCUCCUCGGACAUGUUGUGGCGGCUUUUGACAGCCCAGACAUUGGAGAAGUACAACGAGCUCAAGGUCGGUGCACGGGAAUCCCAUCCCCUGCUCACGACUUACCUCUACGGUCCGGCGCCUGUUGCCGACGCGGUCGGUCCAAACCCCACUCCACCAGCUGGUUUCCGUAUUCGCCGCCGCAACGUGCAGCAAACACGCCGGACGCGUGCGACCGCCAACAACAUUGCGGCCGAAGCGGCUGAAGCACGGCGUCGUGCUCGCCAGGCACUGUCGCAGCGAAGCGGCCGCCGACAGAGACAGAGCGGCGCAGGACGACCACCUCCGAAUGCCGCGGUGGCGGGGCCGUCUGGAGCGCCUCGGCCGUCCACAGCACCGUCGCCUGCUGCUGCGACCCGCCCCGCCGCUGCACAUGCAUCAUCCGCCACGCCAGGCCCGUCUGCAACGCCAGGGCCGUCCGCAGCGCCCCGCCCUUCCACAGCACCGUCGCCCGCUGCUGCGACCCGCCCAGCAGCGGCACAUGCAUCAUCCGCCACGCCAGGCCCAGCUGCAACGCCAGGGCCGUCCGCAGCGCCCCGCCCUUCCACAGCACCGUCGCCCGCUGCAGCGACCCGCCCAGCCGCAGCACAUGCAUCAUCCGCCACGCCAGGCCCAUCUGCCGCGCCCGGGCCCCCAGCUGCGCCCCUUCCGUCCACGGCACCGUCGCCCGCUUCAGCGACACGCACAUCCGAGGCACAUGCAUCAUCCGAGUCGGCAAGCCCAUCGGCAGCACCAGGGCCGUCCGCAGCGCCACCCCCAUACGCAGCACCGUCCCGCGCUUCUGCGACCCACCCUUCAGCUGCACCAGCAUCUUCCGCAUCGCCAUGUGGACCCGCAGACCCGAUGCCCACCGCAACCCCUUGCCCGGACACUACUGAAGGACCAUCCACAACGACGUCACCAACCACUCCGUACGACCCAUCUGAUGCAACAGCCCAUCUUGCCGGAACAACCACACCUUCUUCUUCCCAGCCGGCGCCACCUACACUGCGACGUUCUACACCGAUCGUGGUGCCAAGCGGAUGGCGAGGAACAGCUGCGUGCUUCAACUUUGGCAACAUUGUUCUGAGAGCUGCGGUCCCGGGAGUCACCGCACCAACUGAGGCACCAACCCGAGAGCCACCUCCGACCGCGGCACCCGCCCGCCAGCCACCACCGACCGCGGCGCCCGCCCGCCAGCCACCACCGACCGCUGCACCCGCCCGCCAGCCACCACCGACCGCGGCAGCAACACGUGACACUCCUCCUACAACUGUGGACCCGGGACCCGCGGUUGGGAACACCAACGAGGCUAUUCCCAGCGUGGUAGAGAACGAGGCGACCGUCGUGGAAGAGGGCUCCCUGGAGGACGGUGAGGAUGGCGUCCGGGUCCGAACCGGCCUUCGCGGUGACUACGCUGCACGCAGGAACAGAAUCUGGGUGUACGAGAAGCAAUGGGCUCGAUGUGCGGCCCCAACGCGGAGAUUCGGCAUCUACACGAGCAACAUGGCGGAGUUGACCAACGGGGCCGUAAAAUCGAUCCGCCGCCUUCCACCAGCGUAUCUGUUAGCUUCAAUGUGGGACUACAACGUCAAAAAGUUUCACGAGCGGCGUGAGGAGGCUAGAGCCCGGGACGACUACUUAACGGAGUGGGGGAGAAAACGAUAUGAGGCGAAGUGCGAGCGGGCAAAGAACUACGAGGUGAAAAUCUCCCACAUCGAGUUCCUUGCGGAGGUGAUAAACAACGGCAACGCGGAGGACACCACCUCCCGAAGCUACAACGUCGACCUACGUGGCGAGGGUAGCUGUGAGUGCGGCAAUUGGAAAGAGUACGCUUUUCCAUGCGCACAUGCCAUGGCGUUUUUCCCCAUGGCGAACAAAAACGGGUGGGAGUAUGUCAGCGACUACUACACCACAGUCAACCUCCGCGUAACAUACUCCCACGCCAUUCCCGGUACCUGCAUCGACACCCUGAUGGCACAGACAACACCUGUGCCUCAGGGCGUGUGUGACGCACCUACAUUCACUCGUAGGGGUCCUGGCCGUCCCCCGUCCAACAGGCGCAGGGAUGCUCCGCCGGCGAACUAUCGCUGCCGCACCUGCUUGGGGCGUAACCACAACUCAGCGACAUGCACCCAGAAGUAUGGAUCCGACAGGGCUGCGGGAGGUGUGUACCACACGGUAGGUUGA